AUGGAGCUAAAUUCUGUUAAAGAUGAUUUUGACCGAGUUACUAAGAAGCAAAAGUCAUCCAGUUCUAAGGCUCGAGAGUUGCUUGAUCAGAUCAGACAGGAAAUUGAACGUGCUUUAGAAUCGAUGCGGUCAGUCAGUAACACUGAUCAAUCGCUUGAUUGUAAAAUUGUCCUGAAUGAGCUGAAGGUUGAGAAAUGUUUCAACCCUGAUAUAUCCAGAGCUCACAGAAACAUCGACAUGGAUACGCGCACUUUAAAUCAAAUAAUUACCAACCAUUUUUAUCGCCAGGGUCCUUUUGAUGUUGGGGACCAUUUUUUAAGUGCAGUUGGAGAACCUGAAUCUGCUGCAAUUAUGAAAUCUCUAUUCCUGGAAAUGUAUCAAAUACUCCAAGCCAUGCAGAAUCAGAACCUGGAGCCAGCACUCAACCGGGCCGCGACUAAUUCUGACAAACCGCUCAAAGUCGAAGGACGUUGUUGA
Lathyrus oleraceus (garden pea) is the source of this 477-nucleotide messenger RNA. RefSeq names its product protein RMD5 homolog. Gene Ontology annotation, cellular component: GID complex; nucleus; cytoplasm. The record is from RefSeq and is a predicted model, not a curated record. Gene Ontology annotation, molecular function: ubiquitin-protein transferase activity. The transcript has 2 exons. Gene Ontology annotation, biological process: proteasome-mediated ubiquitin-dependent protein catabolic process. Bases 1 to 477 code for a protein of 158 amino acids. Lineage: Eukaryota; Viridiplantae; Streptophyta; Magnoliopsida; Fabales; Fabaceae.